AGAGGUGCGCGAGCCUCGGCCGCCCGCACAGCGCACACUGUCCGGCGCCCGCUCCCCGAGAAACGGCGCGAUGACCGCCGAAGAGACUAAGACCGCCGAGAAUGGGGCGCAGUCGGCGCCGCUGCCCCUCGAGGGGGUGGACAUCAGCCCCAAGCAGGAUGAAGGCGUGCUUAAGGUCAUCAAGCGAGAGGGCACAGGCACAGAGAUGCCCAUGAUCGGGGACCGAGUCUCUGUCCACUACACAGGCUGGCUACUAGAUGGCACCAAGUUUGACUCCAGCCUGGACCGCAAGGACAAAUUCUCCUUCGACCUGGGGAAAGGAGAGGUCAUCAAGGCUUGGGAUAUUGCUGUAGCAACCAUGAAAGUGGGGGAAGUGUGCCACAUCACCUGCAAACCAGAAUAUGCCUACGGUUCAGCCGGCAGUCCUCCCAAGAUUCCUCCCAAUGCCACGCUUGUGUUUGAGGUGGAGUUGUUCGAGUUCAAGGGAGAGGACCUGACAGAAGAGGAAGACGGUGGGAUCAUCAGGAGAAUACAGACCCGGGGGGAAGGCUAUGCCAGGCCCAACGAUGGUGCCAUUGUGGAGGUUGCCCUGGAAGGGUACUACAAGGACCAGAUCUUUGACCAGCGGGAGAUCCGCUUUGAGGUCGGCGAAGGGGAGACUAUGGACUUGCCUUGUGGGCUGGAGAAAGCCAUUCAGCGCAUGGAAAAAGGAGAGCAUUCCAUUGUGUACCUCAAACCCAGCUAUGCGUUCGGCAGUGCUGGGAAGGAAAAGUUCCACAUCCCACCUAAUGCUGAGUUGAAGUAUGAAGUACACCUCAAGAGUUUUGAGAAGGCCAAGGAGUCGUGGGAGAUGAGCUCAGAGGAGAAGCUGGAGCAGAGCAGCAUUGUGAAGGAGCGGGGCACUGUAUACUUCAAGGAAGGCAAGUACAAGCAAGCUCUGGUGCAGUACAAGAAGAUUGUGUCCUGGCUAGAAUAUGAGUCGAGUUUCUCUAACGAGGAUGCACAGAAGGCACAGGCUCUUCGGCUGGCCUCCCACCUCAACCUAGCCAUGUGUUAUCUGAAACUACAGUCCUUCUCGGCUGCCAUUGAAAACUGUAACAAGGCCCUGGAGCUGGACAGCAACAACGAGAAGGGCUUCCGCCGGGGAGAGGCCCACCUGGCAGUGAAUGACUUUGACUUGGCUCGAGCUGACUUCCAGAAGGUCCUGCAGCUCUAUCCCAGCAACAAAGCCGCCAAGGCCCAGUUGGCGCUCUGCCAGCAGCGGAUCCGUAAGCAGCUUGCGCGGGAGAAGAAGCUCUAUGCCAACAUGUUUGAGAGGCUGGCAGAGGAGGAGAGCAAGGCCAAGGUGUCAGGAGACCAGCAGGCAGACACAGAGAUGAAGGAGGAGCAGAAGAAUGAUGUGGCAGGGCGCCAGCCUCAGGUGGAGGCGGAAGCAUAGCCUCUCCCCAGCCCUGCUCCUGCAGCUGCCUGCCUCCCCUGCUCCCUACCCUACUCCACCCUGUUAGUUUUGUAAAAACUGAAGAAUUUUGAGUGAAUUAGACCUUUA
Messenger RNA from Sus scrofa (pig), 1546 nucleotides. It is a transcript of the gene FKBP4, whose product is annotated as FKBP prolyl isomerase 4. Gene Ontology annotation, molecular function: protein binding; peptidyl-prolyl cis-trans isomerase activity. NCBI's taxonomy places the organism in Eukaryota, Metazoa, Chordata, Mammalia, Artiodactyla, Suidae. The record is from RefSeq and is marked provisional.